CAUAUAUCCGGAAGUUGGGUGUUGUUACUCAGGCGGACUCUUUCCGUGUAGGUACGCCGAGUUACAGGUGGCAACACCGAUACUGUUGCUCACAAGUGGGCUCUUUUAUCAUAUACGUGGUUUUUAAAUUGACGUGAGUGUUUUUCUCGUUGUUCCACGCGUGUUAUUUAUAAGAGGAGCCACGUCGUGCAACACAAACAUGUUGGUUUCGGUGACGUUGUUCCUCUGGGCAGCGACAGGUGUUAAUGGCUAUUCAGUCACUACCAAAAAUGCUGAGGUGCAGGUGAGGGAGAAUGAAGGGACUGACCUGACAUGUACUUACUCGGGAGACUUUGGUUCAGAGGCCAGAGUUGAGUGGAAAUUUAAAGACCUAGGAGGCUCACAAACAUAUGUGGUUUUUAAUGGUCAACCAACACAACCAUAUUCCAGCCGUGUGACGAUCUAUGGAAGCAACAUUAGAUUCUCCAAAAUGACCCCUAAAGAUACUGGAGUGUAUGACUGUGAAGUGUCGGGCAAUGGCCAGUUUGGGGAAACCAGAGUGAAGCUGACUGUUUUGGUGCCUCCAUCUAUGCCUGUGUGUAGGGUCCCUCCCACUGUGACAACGGGUAAGACGGCCCACUUGUCCUGCCACGACAACAUUGGCUCACCUCCUCCCAAAUACAGGUGGUACAAAGACGGCACACUUCUGCCUCCGGAUCCAAGCAAGAUUUCCGGCUUCAAAAAUGCCACCUACCAUCUAAACACAGAGAACGGCAACCUGGAGUUUCCCAGAGUGACCAAGAUGGACUCAGGUCAGUACUACUGUGAGGCGUACAAUGACGCUGGUCCUCCGCAGCGCAGUAAAGAAGCCAAGAUGCAAGUCCGUGACAUAAACACAGGAGGAAUUGUUGCUGGCGUAAUUGUGGCUCUGCUGCUAUUGGCCCUCCUGGGAUUUGGACUUUGGUAUGCACACAAGAAAGGAUACCUGCCCAAGAAAGAUGAAAGUAAACCGAACGUGGUCUACCAGCCUCCAUCAUUGUAUGGCGGUGAAGAUGAUGAUGGAGAAUUUAAACAGAAGUCAUCAUUUGUGGUGUAGUCUUCAAGAAGAGGUCAAAACAAGAGAACACCUUGGGUUUUAAAGCUUGAGCUUUGAGCUUGUAUUUAUCCAGAUUUUCGAUUGAGUGGAUUUCUUAUUUACUCCGGCUAGAUAAUGAAAUAAGAUGUUAUUAAAUGAGCUGUGACUCAUUUUAGCCUCAGGCCCUGUGUGUGUGUGUGUGUGUGUAUGAUUGUUUUCUGCCUCCUAAGAGAGCUAAGUUGUGUUGAAACUGUGCAUCUGGUUGUAAAUACAGGAUGUCAUAUCUAGUACACUACCACUACUAUGGCGGAACAGGGUACAUGGAGGGUUUUUUUUCUGUGCAAAGUCAAAACACAACUGACAGCAUUUUUCUUUAUUUAACUUUAUAGACAUUCAAAUUUACAUUGCAUUCAUUGACCUUUUUUUUUACACAAAGCAGAAGCUGUUGUAAAGUAUCUUUCUAUCAUGGUGUAUUAAGAUUCCCUUCCCUGUGAAUACUAUGCACUAAUUGACAUUUGUAGAAUGUAGAAUUUACAAACCAGAAGUAGUUUUCACUGAACUUCUCAACACAAAACUGACAAAUCUUUAUUCGAUGUUCUUGUGAUUGUUGGAACAGAGCUACGUGUAAGAUAUGGGAAUAUUUGUCCACUGGUGUUUAAAAUGCGUACCAUGAUCCAAAUUUAAAAUAUUGCUGAGCUUUGUCUCCCCUUAAUUGAAUACCUAGGAGAAAUUUAGCCACAUCGACAUAUGUCCUCAUGUUGCUCUCUGCUUCCAGCGCCUACAUUUUUAAAUGCGUAAUCAGUUUUACAUUUAUUAAUAACUCAUUUACUUUUCCUUUUUAUUUUUAAAGGUGCAGUGCCUUAGAUUCACUAAGCUCAUGCAUUUUGUAGUCAUAAUAUGUUAAACAUUUUAAAUGCACAUUUUGAUAAUUUAUAGUUGAAAUAGGUAUAUUUUGUCUGCCUUUGUGGGAAAUACAUUUACAAACUUGAUCAUUAGAUUCAGUACAUCAGUAAACUUUGACAUCACAUGUUUGUAAGCAUCACGUGCAGCCUUCCCUAAGAUUGUCACUUUGGUAUAUGUUGCUUAAUAAAAAAAUAGUUUUUA
This is a messenger RNA of Solea senegalensis (Senegalese sole), 2158 nucleotides long. Its product is annotated as junctional adhesion molecule A-like. Gene Ontology annotation, cellular component: bicellular tight junction. The coding region runs from base 200 to 1075 and encodes 291 amino acids. Gene Ontology annotation, biological process: cell adhesion; intestinal absorption; regulation of membrane permeability. The transcript is spliced from 10 exons. NCBI's taxonomy places the organism in Eukaryota, Metazoa, Chordata, Actinopteri, Pleuronectiformes, Soleidae. The record is from RefSeq and is a predicted model, not a curated record.